AUGUCGACCGACAAGAAACCCCGUCUGCUGGUCAUUGGAGCCGGUUUUGCCGGUGUGACCUUGGCGACGAAAGUCAGCGGGUUUGCGGACGUUACCAUUGUCGAUCCAAUGCCCUACAAACUCCAGAUGGUCCCAGAGACAGCUGCUACUUUCGCAAGGCCCCUUGUGUUUCCCAACUGUUUCUUUCCUUUCACCAUGUUGUAUAUUUGUUUUUCCAGGAAAGAAUACCUGGAAAUCACCUGGGCGACCAUUCGGAGCAUCGUGGACGAGAGUGUGGCGUCGCGCGCCAUCAUUAGCUUGAAGGAGAUUCCCAACAUCGGCCGGGUCGUGCAAGCGACAGUAACGCGCCUCGCGCCCAAGGAGGCCCUUCUGAGCACAGGCGAGACCCUGACGUUCGAUUACGCGGCCAUCUGUACGGGAUCGUCGUACAGUGACGCCUUCAAGUCGUCCGCCUCUGUCACCCGGGAACAGCGACUGGCGGAGCUCAAGGUCUACAACGAAGCCAUCCGAGCUGCGAAGUCCAUUGUGGUUGUGGGCGGCGGUCCGUCCGGUGUCGAGGCGGCGGCUGAGGUGGUGGAGGCCUACGCCGGCAAGGCCCUCACGCUGGUGCACUCCGGGAAGCAGCUGCUGCCCACCGCCCCGCCCAAGGGUGGGGCCAAGGCCAAGAAGUUCCUCGAGUCCAGGGGUAUCAAGCAGCAUUACCAUAACAAGAGAACGCAGCAAGAUGCGCUCGGCAAAUAUGCGUUUGAAGAAGGGCGAGGCUGCCGGGUAGCCCUUGGGCGGUACAAGUGCCACAGAUAG
Volvox carteri f. nagariensis is the source of this 801-nucleotide messenger RNA. RefSeq lists its product as uncharacterized. Gene Ontology annotation, cellular component: cytoplasm. The record is from RefSeq and is a predicted model, not a curated record. The transcript has 6 exons. The coding region runs from base 1 to 801 and encodes 266 amino acids. NCBI's taxonomy places the organism in Eukaryota, Viridiplantae, Chlorophyta, Chlorophyceae, Chlamydomonadales, Volvocaceae. Gene Ontology annotation, molecular function: flavin adenine dinucleotide binding; electron-transferring-flavoprotein dehydrogenase activity.